CAGCUGCGCGGUAAUUGGCAAACAUAUGUUAUUUGUUUGUUAUUUCGAUUCCAAAAUAGUUACUGGUUACCUAAUCUAUAAGAACAAACCUAGAAAAGAGCAAAACCAGCAUACUCUCCAAAAAAUAACAAAUUUUCCUGUGGAGCUUUUGCGAGAAACAACUUGUUGUUGCUGUCACUUGUGCUUUAUUUUCGUUUUUUGUUUAGUGCUCAGUUUUUGAGAAACUCUUCAAAGUGGCGUUUGAUUUUUCCGACAUGUUGAAAUUUUUGAUAACAUUUGGGGCUGGCAUAUAUACUGGAAUUUACAUAAGUCAAAAUUAUGAGGUUCCUCGUGUAGAUGAACCCGGCAAGCUGGUCGACAAAAUAAAAGAAUUUGCGGACGAACAUAGAAAAAACAUAACUAUGAAAUGAGCAACUUUACAACAUCAAGCAAACGGUAAACAUCACUUAUGAUCGUCCAUUAUAAUUUGUGAAUAUCCAAGCAUCAAGGGUACUAAACGAUUGAAUCAAAUGGAUGAUCAUAUUUAUACAUUUCAAAGGUUAACAACUGGUUAAUAUUUUCAAAUUUAGAAACAAAUUAAUUUAAUAAAACGAUAUAUUUAAUUUCCUAUUAAAAAUAAAUUGAAACCCAUAUUUGCCUCUCCGAACAUGUGUAAA
This is a messenger RNA of Bactrocera dorsalis (oriental fruit fly), 656 nucleotides long. RefSeq lists its product as uncharacterized. The record is from RefSeq and is a predicted model, not a curated record. The coding region runs from base 255 to 410 and encodes 51 amino acids. NCBI's taxonomy places the organism in Eukaryota, Metazoa, Arthropoda, Insecta, Diptera, Tephritidae. The transcript is spliced from 4 exons.